Epinephelus lanceolatus (giant grouper) is the source of this 1908-nucleotide messenger RNA. The record is from RefSeq and is a predicted model, not a curated record. NCBI's taxonomy places the organism in Eukaryota, Metazoa, Chordata, Actinopteri, Perciformes, Serranidae.
AUGAAAAGUUUAUUUUUGUUGCUCCUUUUCUGUCAUGUUGUAUCUCCAAUGACUCACUCCCUGCAACUGUUCUACACUGGAUCGCUGAGAGUCCCAAACUUCCCAGAGUUUGUUGCUGUUGUAAUGGUUGAUGGAGUUGAGGUGAUUUACUGUGACAGCAACACUACAAUAGCAGAACCCAAACAGGACUGGAUGAAAAAACUACUGAAAGAUGAUGUAAAACACAUGGACUGGUACAAUGAUGAGUGUCGUCAUAGUCACAGCUUCUUCAAUACCACCAUUGAGAGAAUGAUGCAGCAAUUUAACCAAAUUGGAGGUGUUCACACUUUCCAGCAGAUGUUUGGCUGUGAGUGGGACGAUGAGACUGGAAAGGUUAAUGGUUUUAAUCAGUAUGGUUAUGAUGGAGAAGACUUCAUAGCACUUGACCUGAAGACAGAGACAUGGAUCGCUCCUAAACCACAAGCUGUCCCCACCAAACACAAGUGGGACAAUGACAAAACAGGAUUAGCGGCCAUUAAAACCUAUCUCACCCAACAUUGUCCUGACCAGGUGAAGAAGUACGUGGACUAUGGGAGGAGCUCUCUGCUGAGAAAAGACUUUCCCUCAGUGUCUCUCCUCCAGAAGUCUCCCUCCUCUCCAGUCAGCUGCCACGCUACAGGUUUCUACCCAAACAGAGCCAUAAUGUUCUGGAGGAAAGAUGGAGAGGAGCUUCAUGAGAACGUGGACCAUGGAGAGAUCCUCCCCAACCACGAUGGAACCUUCCAGAUGAACAGUGACCUGGACCUUUCAUCAGUCCCACCUGAAGACUGGGAGAAGUACGACUGUGUGUUUCAUCUCUCUGGUGUGAAGGACAUCGUCACCAAACUGGACAAAGCAGUGAUCUGGACCAACAGAGGUAAGACUUCUAUCAGAAGUGAUGAUGUGUAUCAGUCCCUGAAACUGUUCUACACUGGAUCGGUGAGAGUCCCAAACUUCCCAGAGUUUGUUGCUGUUGUAAUGGUUGAUGGAGUUGAGGUGAUUUACUGUGACAGCAACACUACAAUAGCAGAACCCAAACAGGACUGGAUGAAAAAACUACUGAAAGAUGAUGUAAAACACAUGGACUGGUACAAUGAUGAGUGUCGUCAUAGUCACAGCUUCUUCAAUACCACCAUUGAGACUCUGAUGCAGCAAUUUAACCAAACUGGAGGUGUUCACACUUUCCAGCAGAUGUUUGGCUGUGAGUGGGACGAUGAGACUGGAAAGGUUAAUGGUUUUAAUCAGUAUGGUUAUGAUGGAGAAGACUUCAUAGCACUUGACCUGAAGACAGAGACAUGGAUCGCUCCUAAACCACAAGCUGUCCCCACCAAACACAAGUGGGACAAUGACAAAACAGGAUUAGCGGCCAUUAAAACCUAUCUCACCCAACAUUGUCCUGACCAGGUGAAGAAGUACGUGGACUAUGGGAGGAGCUCUCUGCUGAGAAAAGACUUUCCCUCAGUGUCUCUCCUCCAGAAGUCUCCCUCCUCUCCAGUCAGCUGCCACGCUACAGGUUUCUACCCAAACAGAGCCAUGAUGUUCUGGAGGAAAGAUGGAGAGGAGCUUCAUGAGAACGUGGACCACGGAGAGAUCCUCCCCAACCACGAUGGAUCCUUCCAGAUGAGCAGUGACCUGGACCUUUCAUCAGUCCCACCUGAAGACUGGAGGAGGUACGAGUGUGUGUUUCAUCUCUCUGGUGUGAAGGACAUCGUCACCAAACUGGACAAAGCAGUGAUCAGGACCAACAGAGGAGAGUCCCAUGUUGGUCCUAUAAUUAUCAGAGCUGUUGGAGUACUGCUUCUGCUGGCACUUGUCUACACUGGAUGCUUUAUCUGUAAAAGGAAACAUAAUGGGUACCAACCUACUAACAUUCAAAUGGACCAAAGCUGA